AUGCGUCACCCGCUAACUGCGGGUGGAAUGACGGUCGCAUUGAAUGACGUAGUGAUCCUCUCUGAUCUUCUGGCCCACGUCGAGAGCUUUGGCGACUGGGAUGACAUCUCGGCUGUCCUCAGGAAGUGGCACCACAUGAGAAAACCGCUCGCAUCCACUAUCAAUGCCAUGAGCAUGAGCUGGGCUGGGAUAUUCGCGGCCCAUGGCGAGGCGUUUGACAUUAUGCAGGAAGGAGCAUUCAAGUUUUACGGGAAAGGUGCCAAGAUCCUGAAAUCUCCGUCAUUGCUGGCACGCAAUUCGAUCACCUAUGGUGGUAUUCUCCAUCUGGGUAUAUGGACUAUAGGUGUCGUGAUGGGGCCGGUGAUGUGGGCAGAAAUGUGAUCUUGGGACAUAGAUGAGUUUACAAUAGUUCGACUGAUGGAACGCCUAGCAAUAAAGACUCUCAAUAUUAUGCCUCAUGUACUGCAUCACCUAUGAUUGACUUAUUC
Messenger RNA from Suillus fuscotomentosus, 488 nucleotides. Its product is annotated as squalene epoxidase-domain-containing protein. Gene Ontology annotation, biological process: ergosterol biosynthetic process. Bases 1 to 381 code for a protein of 126 amino acids. Lineage: Eukaryota; Fungi; Basidiomycota; Agaricomycetes; Boletales; Suillaceae. Gene Ontology annotation, molecular function: flavin adenine dinucleotide binding; squalene monooxygenase activity. Gene Ontology annotation, cellular component: membrane; endoplasmic reticulum. The transcript has 4 exons. The record is from RefSeq and is a predicted model, not a curated record.